Molecule: messenger RNA, 1884 nt
Organism: Andrographis paniculata
Lineage: Eukaryota; Viridiplantae; Streptophyta; Magnoliopsida; Lamiales; Acanthaceae
Product: zinc finger protein CONSTANS-LIKE 16-like
Exons: 3
Coding region: 142-1437 (431 amino acids)
Biological process (GO): regulation of DNA-templated transcription
Cellular component (GO): nucleus
Molecular function (GO): zinc ion binding; protein binding
Source: RefSeq, a predicted model, not a curated record
GUGGGUCAGGUCAGGUCACUGGUGGUCUCACCCCACAAACACAUAUAUACAUAUAUAUAUAUAUAUCUUGCAAGACCCUUGAUCAAUUUGAUACAAAUUAAUGUCUUAUCUAUUUCCUUGGAAUUAAUUUAGUUUGGUUCCAUGGUUUCCUCGGACCGAAGAAUCAUGGCAAACGUUGUUGUUGGCGGAGUAUCAAGACGAGCUUGCGAUAACUGUGUAAGGAAAAGGGCCCGAUGGUACUGCGCCGGAGAUGAUGCAUUCCUGUGCCAAUCUUGCGAUGCAUCGGUUCACUCUGCAAAUUCCUUAGCCAGGAGGCACGAAAGGGUCCGCCUGACGACAACAACAACAACAACAAUGGGAUCCAUGAUGAUCAGGUCCAUCUCCAGUGAUGAUGAUGAUGAUGAUGAUGAAGAUGAAGAUGAACAACUCCAUAUGUCUGGUGUUGCUGUACCGUCAUGGCAUCAUGGGGUCACUAGGAAAGCCCGAACACCAAAGCUGAAGAAGCAUACUAGUUCAAGUUCUGAGGAAUUGCAAUUGCCUGCCAGCAGCAGAAUCCAUCAUUCUUCCAGCCUGCGGGUGCCGGAAGUAGUUUGCAGUAGUGAAGAAUACUCCUAUUAUUGUGGCGAUGAGCAGCAGCUUCUGCAUCAGGUUCCGGUGCUGUCCAAUCAUACUAAUCAGCUUGGGCCCGGGCCCGAUGAAGAAAUUGCGAUUGGGCCUGGGCCUGUAUUUGGGCUGCAGGAAAUGAAUGUGGCUGGAUUUGGUGCAGUCGAUUUCGAGAGUUUGUUUGGAGGCGACCCGGAAGAUGAGUGGUUUGACUUUGACUUUGAGUCUGACAUAAAAGGGUUGGGGGUUUCAGAGACAGAAUUAGAAUCAAGGAAGCUGCAGCUGUCGAUUAUUAAUGAAGGAGCUGUAAAAGUUGGAGAGGGCAAUGACAUGAUGAGUGAUGCAGCAGCAAGUAGUGAAUUCGACCUGCAUGCCACAUUGGUCGAGAGAGGGGCGACAUUGAUUAAUAAUAAUUAUAAGGGAUCAUGCGAUGAGGAUGAGGACGACGACAUUAAGAUGAUGAUGUCGAAGCAGAUCUGCAUCUCUCUGAGACUUGACUACAGGGGCGUGUUGUCGGCUUGGGACGGUCGGAAGUCUCCAUGGAUGACCGGAGAACGGCCAGCUGAAGCUGAUUAUGAUUUGAGGCUGUCGUCCACGAUUGACCAAUGCAGCAGCUGGCCAUUAUGCUUGCAGGUGCGGGGCAUUUGUGGAAGUAGUGACGUGGGGUGCAGAGGACAAAGAGAAAGAGAAGCAAGAGUGAUGAGGUACAGGGACAAGCGACGGACGAGGUUGUUUUCCAAGAAAAUCAGGUAUCAAGUCAGGAAGUUGAACGCUGAGAAGAGACCGCGGAUCAAGGGCAGGUUUUUUUCAGGACAUGAGUAUGAGUACGAGUAGAGAAGAAUGAAUGGCUGAUCCUAGGAAGAAUUAUAUCUGCGGGUGUGGCCAAGUAAACAAUAUUCACUACGAAUCAGGAUCCUAGCUAGGUUUAAUAAAUAAUAACUGUCUGAUGGGAUUAUUAUUGAACAAUUAACAGCAUGGAUUCUGUCUAGACAUAUACCAGUGUGAAAGUCUUGAUGGGACAAUAUAAUGUGUAUAUAUUCCAACAAACUUGUUGGUGUAUAACAUAAUAAAAAUAAUGUAUAUGUGAGAGUGAGGCAUGCAAUCGAUAUUGUAUAUAUGUAUGUUUAAUCAAACAUUAAUCACUAUUUUAGGUUUAGGUUUAGAUUUACUCCUCCAUUUCACAAGCCCACUCAUUCAUUUAAUUUCAUUAAAUAUUUCUAUAACACUGCAUAGGUACAUGCAUGGAAUUAGGAAAGUGAUUAUUUACUGUACCAAUAAAUU